Molecule: messenger RNA, 6980 nt
Organism: Pieris rapae (cabbage white)
Lineage: Eukaryota; Metazoa; Arthropoda; Insecta; Lepidoptera; Pieridae
Gene: dsd
Product: attractin-like protein 1
Exons: 25
Coding region: 89-3853 (1254 amino acids)
Cellular component (GO): Golgi apparatus
Molecular function (GO): protein binding
Source: RefSeq, a predicted model, not a curated record
ACUAUACCGUACGGAUUCUACACGACGCACCACUAUAUUCUCAAUUUCUUAAAAGUUAAUAAAACCCGUUGAAAAUGCAUUCAUCAAAAUGGUAGAGUCAUUGCAGAUGUUUUUAUUUCUUUUCAAAUCAAAAUACAGACGAAAAUGUUCUUGGUUCUCGCCAUUUCUGUGUUCAGUCUUGAUCGUGUUAUUGUUUUGUAAUGGUGUUCUUACUAAGUGUAGUGAUCACAAUUGUGUGAAAGGAGUGUGUAAAAAUGAUACUUGCGUGUGUAAUGAAGGGUGGCAGGGACCUGAGUGCCAGCACUGCGGCGGUAAAAUAAAAUUAACAGAACUAUCAGGCAUCAUAACAGAUGGUGCAGGUAAUUACAGUGUAAGCACACAAUGCUCAUGGCUUAUAUCACCUCCUGUUGUGCCUUCCCCCUCCCCUAUAAGGAUACGGUUGGAAUCAUUUGCAACUGAGUGUGGUUGGGACCACAUGUAUGUGUAUGACGGUGAUAGUGUAAGGGCUGAGAAAUUAUUGGCUGUGUUUAGUGGUGUACUUGAAGAAGGGGAGUCUGGUUGGACGAGGCAAGUGAUAGCGCGCUCUGGCAGUGCACUUAUACAUUUCUUCUCUGAUGAUGCGUACGCGAUGGAGGGAUUCAACGUUACGUACGCAACUUAUUCGUGCCCAUCAAAUGAUCAUAGGACGAAUUGUUCAAAUCAUGGCGAAUGCGAAGAAGGCACAUGUAGAUGCGAGUCUGACUGGAUAGGGGUAGCCUGUGAUCAUCCUGUUUGUCCAGACAAUUGUAAUGCGGAAUAUGGUUCAGGGCAAUGCACUCCACAUGGCUGCGAAUGUACACCUUCAAGAACUGGGUCAGAUUGUAGUAAAGAUAGUUCUCUGGGAUCGUGGGGUUGGGAGUGGAGGGAAGAGGGAGAAGGAGGAGACAGGCCAGGAAAUACCCCACCGGCAGUAGCAGGACAUUCACUGUUAGUGUAUGGAGAUGACUUGUUAAGGAUUGGUGGGGAGACUUUCUCGCAGGCGGAGUUUGUGUUCAGAUAUAAUACAGCGAAACGAGAAUGGACCACUAUGGAGGCUCGCGGGGAAAUACUGGCCCCAAGAUUCGCACACUCCUCCAUAAUCUAUGGCAACGAGAUUAUUGUCUAUGGAGGUGUUGUUGCGUCAGACGAGCCUGAUAGAGGUGGUGGUCUAGCAGGCGUAGAAGGCCGUGGUGGGGAAGUGACCAACGAAGUAUGGCGGGGAAUGAUAGACGCGGAAUCCGUUCAAUGGCGAAAUGUCACACCCACUGCUUGCUCGCCGCAUUACAGACCGCCGCUAGGACAUUGUGGUGGCCUCCAUUUAUCUGGUCACACGGCGGUUUUAGUACAUUUGGGCAAAACAAAGAAACCAGUGAUGUUGGUAUUCUUCGGGCAUUCCCCGCACUACGGCUACAUGCAUUUGGUACAGGAGUACUACAUAGACGAAGGUAUAUGGUCAGUUGCGGUCACGCGUGGGUGGCCAGCUCGUGCGGGCUUCGGUCACACGGCCGCGUACGACGAUUUAUCACGUAGAGUGUACGUGCACGCGGGAUUAGUAUCGGAGUCGGAGGCCACUCAGGCUCCGUCAGCGGCGUUGUACGAAUACGAAAUUGAGACGCGUAUAUGGAGGCCACUACCUUCCGCUCCCACGCCCCGAUAUUUACAUUCAGCUGUAUUUGUGGCACCAGGUGUAAUGUUAGUGUACGGUGGUAAUUCACACAACGACAGUGCAGUCGCAUCUGUGUCAAACCCUGCGACUGCAAAAUGUUUCUCUGGGGCUGCCCUUUUAUAUGAUGUUAGAUGUCAACAAUGGCUGCCUGCACCGAUGGGUCCUCUAUCGGCUAGAAUAGGCAGUGCAGCGUCAGUCUUACCCUUACAAGACCGUCGAACCGCUAUCAUAUACGCUGGGUUUGACGGCCGUCUUCGUUCAGAUGCCCUUAAAUUUACUGUUGGUGAUAAAUGUUCGUCGCGCUCAGACGAAGCCGCGUGCCUGAAUACAGCGCAGUAUGGACUUGCCUGUGUGUGGAAACAGGAUAGCUGUAUUGCGAUUGAAGAAAUUGGUUGGAAGGACUCGUUUGAUAGUUCUGUAAAAGCCUGCAUGGCGCCACCGGUUUUCGAUGACCGUCGAUGCGCAAGCGCAGAAUAUUGUGAGUCGUGCGCCGCUGCAAAUUGCGCAUGGUGCGGUGCGUGCAUGGCUUCCUCGCAUCACUGCGUCAGGCAUUCGCAUCAGAUUGCAGUGAGUGUGGAAGAAUGCGGGUCAGGCGGGUCUGGCGGUGAGAUGUGUGCGCGGUACCACUCCUGCGCAGCCUGUCACGCCCACCUCCACAGACAUCCCCACGGUUCCGAGGAGUUGAGCCAACGAGCUUGUUACUGGGAUUAUGAUUCAGUUAAAUGUCGUCCAGCUAAUACUACUACAGAUUUAAGAAGCGUGGCCGCAACUAGUGGUUGCAACGCAGCGUGCGCGACGUUGACAACGUGCGCUAAUUGCACGGCCGAGGAGUGUAUUUGGUGCGCUUCUACGGGACGGUGUGUUGAUAAGAAUGCAUAUGGUGCUUCAUUUCCCCUUGGUGGAUGCCGUGCCUGGUCGACUAACGGAUGUACUUCCAAUCACGUAACCGGAUGUGCUGCUCACGUAUCCUGUGCAUCAUGCAGAGCAGAACCAGCGUGUGGGUGGUGUGAUGAUGGGGCUGGAGGGGGAAGGGGUAUAUGUCUUCCGGGAGGGGAGAGACGUCCGCACCAUCCACAUGUUUGUCCACAUCGACGUUGGCACUUCACCCGCUGUCCCGCAUGUCAGUGCAAUGGCCAUGCGAUAUGUGACAGUCAGAAUCGGUGUAUUCAGCCGUGCGCUGCGCGAGCUGUGGGAGACCAUUGCGAUGUCUGUGCGCCUGCGCACUGGGGAUCGCCACUUAACGGGGGAGUGUGUCAACCUUGUGAAUGUAACGCGCAAGCCGUCUCUUGCGCGGCGGACACUGGUCGAUGCUAUUGCAGUACCAAGGGAUUGGCCGGAGAUCGUUGUGAUAAGUGCGAUAAUACUAACCAUUAUCACGCCGAUUUGUAUAACAAGGGGUGUUAUUACGACCUAGCUGUCGACUACCAAUUCACCUUUAACUUAUCGAAGAAAGAGGACCGUCACCUAUCCGCGAUCAACUUUCGAAAUGCGCCCGUAAAGCCUGAUGUAGACGCGGACUUCAGUAUAACGUGCUCGGCCCACGCACGUAUGAAUCUCACUGUGCGUACGCGUACGGAUCCGGCAGAGCGAACGCUCUUCAGCGAUGUUAAUUGCACCAAUUUUAGAUAUAAGCCCUUUCAAUACAGGUUCGCGAAAUCGGAACACGCAUUCGGGGUCGAGGAUAAUGUUACGUUAACAACAUUCUUCGUCUACGUAUACGACUUCCGACCUCCGCUAUGGAUACAGAUCUCGUUCUCGCAGUAUCCGAAAUUAAACCUGCAGCAGUUUUUCAUCACGUUUUCCUCGUGCUUCCUACUGCUGUUGCUAGUUGCUGCCGCUCUGUGGAAGAUUAAGCAGAAAUACGACUUAUACAGAAGAAGGCAGCGUUUAUUUGUAGAAAUGGAACAAAUGGCUUCGCGGCCUUUUAGUCAAGUUUGUGUCGAGCUUGAGAGGGGCGGGGGAGGUGCAGGUGUCCCCGCCCCAGUAGCUUUAGAGCCCUGCAAGUGGGGCAGAGCGGCAGUAUUAUCACUACUCGUAAGGCUACCUACGGGCGGCACGGGUAGGGCUCCGCCCCUGGGCGGACUCGCAGUGGCCUCAGCCCUUGUCACUUUGGGACACCACCAUCAUGACCGAGCUGAUAGACCUCGGAAUCACAACCAGUGUAAAUAACAAAUGUAAGUGUACAUAUUAGGGCUCGAACACGCUCCGGAUAAUACUCAUAUGUGUAUAAACUGUGCCAGUCCAGUGUAAAGUUUAUCUUUUCUGGUUAAGCCGUUCUGAGUUAGUUUCCGUCAUAUUGGUGCCAAUUGACACGGACUAUUGCUAUCUUGCUCAUUAUGCAUGCGGUGUAGAGGACAGCUAUCGUUUGUUUUGCUAUAGAAUGCUAAAUACGUAUUUAGUUGAGCGUAAAGCUAUAUUUAUUCUUUUACAAUAUUUAUUUAAUCAUGGUUAAGAUUUAUUGAAAUUAAAUAUUCUAAGAUUUAUCGUCUAAUAGGAGAAUCCGGACUGAAGGACCACAAUCAAUUUUGGUCCUUCGAUACGGAUUCUCUGAUGCAAUAUUUUAUUAAAUCAAAUACGAAAUAGAUAUUUAUAUGGUUGCUUAUAUUGUAAAGUCUGAUAUCCAACAAUUUAUUUAAGCAAUAAUAGCAACUAAUUAUAUAAAAUUAAAUAGAUUUAAUGAUACUUUAUCAUGAAUUCAACAGCCUAUGAAGUAUUUUUAUCUAGUAUCAUAUUGAUUAUGUACAAUAAAAAAAUAUUUUCUGAUUGGUAGGAUUUUUAUAUUUUACAGUAGUGAGUUUCAAUGUGUUUGGAUAUAAAAUGUAUAUUCGAUAAGAAUGUAUAUAUCGCAUCGACUAUUAUAUUUUUAUGACUGAAGUGUAAAUCGUGUAUAAAAGGCUUAAUGAAUGCAUUUAAUUGUAGCUCAAGUAUUAAGUUUUCUGUUUGGGAAAUGGAUCCUUUUAUUUUUCCAUUUGAAUCCCGUAAAAUCAAACACCGGUUUGAGUUAUUAAGGAUUUCGACCUUUAAAAUGGCAUUUUUAAAUUUAAAGGUGUCAGAUGAAAUCAGAGUUAGAAGCUUAAAACUGAAAGCUUCAAAAUAUGUCCAAUAAAUCGGAAUCUUUGACAAUCUAAUUUAGGGUCAAUAAAUACCACCGUGAAAUUGUUCAGCACCCUUAUCACCACUUGAUGUGCUUUUACCUUUAAGAUACCGUUCAAGUAUUACGUAAGCAGAUUUACUGCAAUUAAUUCCCCCCUUCCCCCCCUCUACUUGUCAUGAAAAGUAGGCAAAGCUCUCACAAAUGAUAGUACAUCAACGUAAAUUUUUUUUGUAGGAAUCCUCGAAAAAAAUGCAUUUCGUUUUUUAGCAUACACAAUGUGUAGGUACUAUGUAUCCCCCCCCCCACACCCCCUAUAAUGCGUACGUAAUACUUGAACGGCCCCUAAGCAAAAGUAAUAAAUAGUAUAUUAUGUUGUUUCGGAAUUAUUAGCAGUGAUAAGUGAUCCCAUGAAUAAUUGUUAAAUUGAAUCAUAAAUGCAAAACAAUCUUGUCCCAUAAAAUUUUACUAAACAUCGUUUGUUAAGUAAAAUAGACAUUUCUAAAUUCCAAAGUCCAAGGAAAAUUUUCCCCAAACAUAUAGUAUCUCAAUUCACAUUGAAAUCAUUAAAAAACAGUACUUUUUCUUCAAAAUUAUCUGCAUUACUCUUAAUGAGACUAAAUUAAAAUAAGCAUAAUACAAUUUUGCAUUUAUGUUCAAAUUAAAACAGUUAAAAUUGUUGAUGUCUGGAUUUUUAGGUUCAUACGUUUGAGUAGCCAUUCGGAUGAAGUUAUUUGUUGUAGUCAUAGAUUAUAGUUUAAGUAUUCUAUUCGUGUUGAUUAAUACAUUUAGCUUUACGUUUUAUAUUUUUCCCCACAUUAGAUACUGCCAGUGUACAUCACACUAUUUUAAGUUGAUAUAUCUUGAACACUAGUUAUUGAUAAGUUUUUAUUUGUAGUAAAUUUACUAAAAAUAACUUCGUCAGCCCUUUGAAAUAUACCUCUGAAUUAAAAAAAGGAAAUUCAAAAUGUCGACCUUUUUUAUGAUGAACGGUCCAGAACAAGUGGCUUCGGACAUAUUAUUGUUUCGAAAAUAAAAUAAAUAAUAAAAUACUAGUAAAAAGCAUGUUUAUAAUAAAACUAAUUGUGAUGGUGCAACAUAUUUUAAAAUUACUUCUAAUAUAAAAAGUAUAUAAAAACUAAUAACUAGUGCUUGAGUAUAAGGUAUUCUAAUUUGGAAUAUACGAACCUUUUAUUUUUUCAAAAGUCAAAAAUCAUUUAUACAGGUAACAAAAAGUACACUUAUGAACGUCAAAAAAUAAAUAUACAUUAAAUACUUAUAAUUUUACAUUUACUGCCAGUUUUCAAAUGAAGAACGGAAGAGAAGAACUGGAAUAAACUCUCCCCCACUCUUUUUAAUCGCCAAGUUUUGUUUGUUUUCAAAAGUAGGUAAAAAAUAAGAAGGUAAACAAAUCACCAAAAUUUCCCUUCGCCGUUCACUAAUGCCUAAGAAUAUGGAUAUUCUAGGAAAGGAUACCUUCAAAUACUUCCAUAUGUGUCAAAAAUCUAAGAACUUUUUUAUAAUAAUCACUCUUCAUAAAAAUAUAACUUUUUAAAAGCCUUAUUUACCGUUACAAAGGCAAGGACCUGUCUUUGAAAAAAUACCUGAAACUUUCUAUGAUCUCGUUUUCUUCAUCGAGUUUUCAAAUUUGAAAUUCAAUUUAUAAAUGACGUUUUAAUAAAAUAUUAUUAUUUCGAAAAAUGAAAUUAGGUUUUUAGCCCAUAUAAAAUUAUAUCUGCAGGUCUGCUUACAUAGUUGCCAAAUUAAUUUUGUGUUCAAAUAUAUAUAUUUUUAUAUAAAAUUAUUGUAUUUAGAUAUAUGAAAGUAGCUUGUUUUGAUAAUCGCUUCGAAUUUUUAUAUAAAUUGUCUUGUUAUAAAAAUUAUGUAUUUAUAUUACACACCUUAAAUAAUACACCAAUUUUGUAUAGAAACUUUAAGUUACAGUGUUUGUAGUCACUUUCUUUAGUCUUAAAACUAGAUGGCGUUGUAAACAAUGGUUUUGGUAGCAGCGAGCUAGUGGCGCCAUCUAUUGAUGGUUGUCUGUAAAUGUGUACCACACUCUUAUGUAAAAUACGUACCAUUUUCGAAAUAGACGUGUAAUUUUGUUGAAAUUAAAAUAAAAUAUAAUGUAUAGUUGUAAGCGUGUAACGUUGUAAAUAUCCUGAUAUAAAUUAUUGUAUUUCAUAAUAAAAUUUAACGAACAUU